AUGGUGAAAACAAUUCCUUUUGCCAAUAUCCAGGUCCCAUCCCCAGGCUUCGGUGCUAUGGGCCUGAGCUUUGGUCUGGGUACCAAUCUCAGUCUCGACGAAGCAGAGCCAGUUCUUUUGAAGGCAAUUGAGCUGGGAUGUACAUUCUGGGAUACAGCGGUUGUUUAUCAAGCUGGUGUGAACGAGAAACUGCUGGGUGAUUUCAUUCGGAAGCACAACGUUCGUGAUAAGAUCUUCAUUGCUUCGAAAUGCGGGUUCGAUGUGUUUGGAAGUGGUGGUAUAACGAACUCAGCCGCGCAUAUCAAUGAGUACAUCGACGGUACCAUCGAAAGAUUAGGCUUCACUCCUGAUUUGUACUAUCUCCACCGAAUUGAUCCCAAUACCCCUCUGGAGGAAUCCAUCACUGCUCUCGAUGGAAUUCGCAGCGCAGGAAAGACCAAGUACAUUGGUCUUUCAGAGUGUUCAGCCGCCACCCUUCGCAAGGCUAACUCCAUUGCCAAGAUUGACGCACUCCAAGCCGAGUACUCCGCCUUUGAGACACUUCACGAGAACGAUGGCCUCAUCCAAACCGCAAAGGAAUUAGGCGUGGCCUAUGUAGCCUACAGCCCUCUAGGCCAUGGAUGGCUUGUCGAUGAGACCAGCUACAAUUCACCAGACGACUUCGCACCCGAUGACUUUCGACGAAAUAGCCCAAAAUUCCAAGGCGAGAACUUUUAUAAGAACAAGGCUAUUGUGGAGGAGAUUAAGAAGCUUGCUUCUCAAAAAGGAUGUUCUAUUAGUCAGAUCGCUCUUGCUUGGGUAGCUGCACAGGGAAUGAUAGCUAUUCCUGGUACGACCAAAGCAAAGCGUCUCGAAUCCAACUGGGCAUCGCGUGAUAUCCAAUUGAGCGAAGCAGAGCAACGAGAGAUGCGCAAGAUUAUCGAUGACGCAAAGCCUCAUGGAAACCGAUAUGGUCCCGUACACCAGGCGAUGGUGGGUCACUGA
This is a messenger RNA of Penicillium malachiteum, 984 nucleotides long. RefSeq lists its product as uncharacterized. The record is from RefSeq and is a predicted model, not a curated record. Gene Ontology annotation, cellular component: cytoplasm. Bases 1 to 984 code for a protein of 327 amino acids. Lineage: Eukaryota; Fungi; Ascomycota; Eurotiomycetes; Eurotiales; Aspergillaceae. The transcript has 6 exons.